AUGCGAGGUGCCGAAACUGGUAAUGCCUACGGGCCUGACCAUGCCCUUGUUCGCACGCGCCUGAAGGUUCACCUCUCAUCUGCGCCCAAAUUGCCACGUGCGAGACGCCUUGAUGUCGCAAAGCUCCGGCACCCCAACAAUACCGAGGCCCUAAGCACAGAAAGCCGGUCCCGUCUUACGACCCAAGCUGACAUCGAAGACAGUAGCAGAUGUGGUAAGCCCUCGACACUCUGUGAUUCUGUUCGCGAUGUGAAUGACGGGUUUAUUGCUGACAAUUCGGCCAAGGUCGAUCACUGGCGUGAACACUUCAAGCACCUCCACAACUUUGAUGAACAACCCAUCACAUCUUCCCCCUCCUCCACAGCGGAGAUUCAACCCUCUCCUGCCUACGCAGUGUCGUGUGACUCCCCUUCCGAAGACGAAGUGGCUGAUGCAAUGCAGAGGUUGCGUACCAACAAGGCGUGCAGAGAGUACGGUAUUUCCGCAGAAAUCUACAAGUCCUGUGUCGACACCCUGGCUCAUCGGCUUCAUGCGGUGAUUGUACAGGCGUGGCGAGAAGAGGCCGUUCCCGAUGACUGGGGCUCAGGCAUCCUUGUACCUGUCCAUAGAAGGGGAUAUAAGACAAAAUGCGAAAACUACCACGGCAUAAGUCUUAUCAACGUUGCUGCAAUUGUCUUCGCUAUUGUUCUUCUCACGUACUUCCAGUCUUUACGUGACUCCAGGACACGGCCCACCAAAGCCGGAUUCCGUGCUGGGCGUAGAUGUGCGGAUCAGAUGUUUACGCUGAGGCGCAUUCUAGAAUUCCGCUAUAGCUAA
Dibothriocephalus latus is the source of this 816-nucleotide messenger RNA. The record is from the annotation of a GenBank genome assembly. Lineage: Eukaryota; Metazoa; Platyhelminthes; Cestoda; Diphyllobothriidea; Diphyllobothriidae.